AUGGGGGCGCGCGGCACAACAGUUGUGGCGGGGGCGGGGGCCGUUCGACUGCUGCGCUCCAUCCAUCCGCUUUGCCCGAGGCGUCACCGUCUUCACUGCCACAGUUCUCCCCGACGGAGGUGCAGUCAUGGGGUGACUUUGGUGCCUGUGGGGGAGUUGACGCCGCGGUCCACUGCGCUGUUUCACACCUACGGCGCGUCGGCGGCAGGCAGAGUUCCGGUAGUCACGGAUGCCGCCGCCUUCAAUGCGGUUCUCCGUGACAUGCUUCUGCCUGACGACUCGGGCGCCAGCAGUGUCGUGCGUGACUUGCGACGCAUCUUGAGUGAGAAGCGCGAGGAAGUUGCGCCAUUGCUAGCCAAAAAGCUCCGCAUCGACGAGGCCGUGGACAACCACUAUGUUCCACUGCUCCGCUACCUAACCCUCGCCUUGCUUCUGACGCAGUUUCUCAUUCUCUUCCGCUGGGUCUUCAUCGUGUUUGACUGGAAUUUCGUGGAGCCCAUGACCUACUUCCUUGGAUACACUGUAGUGUGGGCGAGCAUCGUCUUCCACUGCUACUACGGCAAGGAGCUCACGUGGGAGGCGAUGCUGGACGCGGUGGCGCAACGCCGUCGUGCGCGGUUAUACAAGAAGGCGGGAGUCAACGUGGCGGACAUCGAUCGGCUGCAGCGACAGGUCUGCAUGCUUGAAAGGAUAGUGUCAAAGUAUUGA
Molecule: messenger RNA, 708 nt
Organism: Trypanosoma conorhini
Lineage: Eukaryota; Euglenozoa; Kinetoplastea; Trypanosomatida; Trypanosomatidae
Exons: 1
Coding region: 1-708 (235 amino acids)
Biological process (GO): mitochondrial calcium ion homeostasis; calcium import into the mitochondrion
Cellular component (GO): mitochondrial inner membrane; uniplex complex
Molecular function (GO): uniporter activity; calcium channel activity
Source: RefSeq, a predicted model, not a curated record